AUGGCGGACCUGUUCAAGAACUUGUUCGGUGGCUCCAAGGACGCAGCUGCCCAGCCCGCAGCCGAUCCCAAUGCAGACUUUGCCGACUUUGCUAGUGGUGCUACCGCCGCCUCCCCGGUCGACAACACUGCCGCCGCCGCCGCCGCUGCCGCCACCGCUGCCGCUGCCGGUUCUUCUGCUCCGGCUGUCCCCUGGACGGCGUGGUACAAUGUGCACGAGCGCCACUCACUGUCCGAGUUCAAGAGCGAGGGGCUGGUGCUCAUCGUCGGUCUGGUCAUCCUGGUGGUGCACCUCAUCGGGUCGCGCGUCAACCGCAACAAGGCCAAGGCCUGGAUGCGCGCGCACACGCCCACGCUAACCAGCCAGUUCGCGCUGGUGGGCUUCAGCGGCAUCCCCAACAUGGACGAUGGCGACCGGGUCAACGCGGACAGCCUGCUCAAGGAAAUGUCGCUCUUCGAGUUCGCCACGUACGCCACGGGCCGCCAGAACAUCGCGUUUGCCGACUUCAAGAUCACGCUGCAGAAGCGCUUCAACCCCUUCAUCAGCAUUAUCGAGACGGUGGCCUCGUUCUUCUGGGAGUCGACGUUCCCGGCGCCCACCGACACUGUCGAGGCCUUCAUCUACCCCUUUGACGGCAAGGAGAGUCAGACGGUCCCGUCCAUCCCCGGCGCGUCCGAGGUGGCCGGCCGCGGCAGCAGAGCCGGCACCGGCAGCAGCAGCACCUACGACUCCUUCGUCUGGGCCCUGGUCAACAAGUCAGGCAUGCAGCAGCUCCGCGAGACGCGCUACGACCUCUCCCUCACCUCGACAAAGGACAAUUCCCAGCUCCCCAGCUGGCUGACUGUCAUGGCCGAGAGCGCCGAGAUCACGAACACGCUCCUCACACCCGAGCUCAUCGCCGCCGUCGAGUCGGCCGGCGAACUGUUCGACUACCUCAUCGUCACCGACCAGCCCGACUCCCGCCCCAAGACGCUUGGCGAGUCCUCCCCCAGCAAGCGCGUCCUCCUCAAGUACCGCGUUCCCGCCUCCAACGACUACGCCGGCCUCAUCCCCCUCGUCGACUACGCCGUCCGCAUGCCCGACCAGCUCGUCCAGUCCGCCCGUUUCCGCCCCGAGGUCCUCCGCAAGGUCCGCGCCACCCGUGACCACAUGUCCAAGGAGCUCCGCAAGGCCGCAGAGGAGGAGAAGAACGAGGAGCGCCUCCUGGAGCGCGAAAAGGCAAAGAAGGCCAAGCGUGACGCCGAGCUCGCCGCCCUCGACGCCAAGGCUCAGAAGAAGUACCUUGAGAGGGAGAGGGAGAGGGAGCAGCGCAAGUCGCAGAAGAAGCAGACUACCCGUGGUUAA
Messenger RNA from Geosmithia morbida, 1344 nucleotides. RefSeq names its product Protein of unknown function (DUF1682). Gene Ontology annotation, molecular function: calcium ion binding. Gene Ontology annotation, cellular component: endoplasmic reticulum. The coding region runs from base 1 to 1344 and encodes 447 amino acids. Gene Ontology annotation, biological process: endoplasmic reticulum calcium ion homeostasis. The record is from RefSeq and is a predicted model, not a curated record. The transcript is spliced from 2 exons. NCBI's taxonomy places the organism in Eukaryota, Fungi, Ascomycota, Sordariomycetes, Hypocreales, Bionectriaceae.